This is a messenger RNA of Callithrix jacchus (white-tufted-ear marmoset), 5512 nucleotides long. NCBI's taxonomy places the organism in Eukaryota, Metazoa, Chordata, Mammalia, Primates, Cebidae. The record is from RefSeq and is a predicted model, not a curated record.
GUCGGGGGUGUUCCUUCAGUGAGCAUCCCUUCAGCUGCCACUCGGCGUUGAGCCCUGUGGUAGGCACGGAUCCACCCGACCAGCACCUGGAGUUCGAGAAGCCGCAGGAACUUAAAAGAAAUGGAAAGGCUGCCCUUGGCAAAUGAAGAUAAAACAAUGUCCACCAACCUAAAAUACCUUUCCUUGGGAAUUUUGGUCUUUCAGACUACCAGUUUGGUUCUAACAAUGCGUUAUUCUAGAACUUUAAAAGAGGAAGGGCCUCGUUACCUAUCUUCUACAGCAGUGGUUGUUGCUGAACUUUUGAAGAUAAUGGCCUGCAUUUUAUUGGUCUACAAAGACAGCAAGUGUAGUCUAAGAGCACUGAAUCGAGUACUACAUGAUGAAAUUCUUAAUAAACCUAUGGAAACACUUAAACUUGCUAUUCCAUCAGGGAUAUAUACUCUUCAGAAUAAUUUACUGUAUGUGGCACUAUCAAAUCUAGAUGCAGCUACUUAUCAGGUCACAUAUCAGUUGAAAAUUCUUACAACAGCAUUAUUUUCUGUGUCUAUGCUUAGUAAAAAAUUGGGUGUAUACCAGUGGCUCUCCCUAGUAAUUUUGAUGACAGGAGUUGCUUUUGUACAGUGGCCCUCAGAUUCUCAACUUGAUUCUAAGGAACUUUCAGCUGGCUCUCAAUUUGUAGGGCUUAUGGCAGUUCUCACAGCAUGUUUUUCAAGUGGCUUUGCUGGAGUUUACUUUGAGAAAAUCUUAAAAGAAACAAAACAAUCGGUGUGGAUAAGAAACAUUCAGCUUGGUUUCUUUGGAAGUAUAUUUGGAUUAAUGGGUGUAUACAUUUAUGAUGGAGAACUGGUAUCAAAGAAUGGAUUUUUUCAGGGAUAUAAUCAACUGACCUGGAUAGUAGUUGUUCUUCAGGCACUUGGAGGCCUUGUAAUAGCUGCUGUUAUUAAGUAUGCAGAUAAUAUUUUAAAAGGAUUUGCAACCUCAUUAUCUAUAAUAUUAUCAACACUGAUCUCCUAUUUUUGGCUUCAAGAUUUUGUGCCAACCAGACAGUUUUCUCUCUCAGAACCAUCUAAAAAUUGCUGGCUUAAAAAACAGUGUCUUUUUCCUUGGAGCCAUCCUUGUAAUAACAGCUACUUUCUUAUAUGGUUAUGAUCCCAAACCUGCAGGAAAUCCCACUAAAGCUUAGUUGUAUACUAUCUUUAACUGGUUUUUCACGAUGGUGCACUAGGAAUCUCGACAUUAAUCUUGCACAGAGGACUGCUACAGAGUCUGUGAAGAUAUCAUCAUGCUGAAUCCGAUCAUAUUGUUUAAAUGGUUAAAAAUAUCAAAGUUUAAGGAUAAAAUAUGUGUAUAUGUAACAAAACACAUUGCAUCUAGAAAUCAAAACUUGAGAGUAUUUCCAGGGAUUAGAAUUAGAAGGAAUAUUAGAGGAAACUUGAAAUCUGAGUUUAAAAAGAUUUUACCUUUUUUGAUUGCUGCAGAAAUGUUCUAUGCACUCUUUGCAAGAGCACACAACAAAUGUCAAAUAUCAAUUUUUGCAAAUUAGAUUUAAUCUUAUUAAAUGUUUUUAUCAUACUCUUUCUGUACAGCUAUAUCAAAUCACAUGAAAUAUUCAAAGUUUGAAAAUUAUAAUUACCUAUAAAGCUGUGAAAAAAUAGAAGUAUAAUUUGAAAAAACAUUUCACUUAUCAGAGAUUUUUAUAUUUAUACAAAAGAUUACUAAAUGAAGGAUUGCUAAAUGGUUUUUGUUCAGUUACCUAAAUAUUAAUAAAGUACUAUUCUGGGUAUGAUUUGUCAGAGAAUAAAUAUUAUAUCUAAAUUUAAUGUAGAGAGAUACACACUAUUUCUCCAUAUGAAUUUUAAGUUAUUUUAGUGCUUCAAUACUGCUGAAAGCAAUCCAGUUGCUCCCGUGCUAAAUAGUAGCCAGUGAGUUUUAUAGUAAUGGAGGUUAGCCCUUAAUCUCUUAACUGCAUUUUAUUUCUGUAAAUCAGAUAAAUCCCUAAUAUUAUUUUAAAUUAAAAUUUGUGUGUAAUUACCAUUAAAUUUUCAAAAUGUAAUUUAAAAGGAUUUAAUAAUUUAAAAUAAUUAUUGUAUAAUAUUUACAUUAGGAGAAUUUUGAACUAUCAAGCAUAUAUUAUAUACAGUUAGAAAGUUAUUAAAUGAACCUUUUACUCACUGAUCUGUAAAAACUUCUUUAAUCUACAACUAUUGACAAAAACAACACUCAAACAAAUAUAAUAGUACAGAUGUCAGAGACUGAGACCAAAUGACUUUUCUUGGAGACAUUCCAGAUUGCCAUAUUACAUUAUUUUAAACAGCACUAUAAUUUUAAAUUUGAGGCUACUCAGAAGAGCUUUUUAGGUCUCUCAUAAACCUAAUGUUCCCAGGAAUACUCUCAUCACAUGACUGGGAGAGGUAGCCAAAUUUUAAUUCCCUUUCUGUGUUCCCAUAAAAGCUGCUGAGAAGGAGCCACCAUUUUGCUUUAAAAUAGUGGUUUUUUUUUUUCCUUUUUAAUUAACACUGGAGCUGAAGAUGCAGAUUACAUGAGUUACUUAAUACAUUGGUUCAAGGGAGAGAGAAUAUGGUAGAAAUGGUAAAGUGAUUUGAUGGGCAAAAAUUCUAUAAUUUGAAUAUGGGUUUAAUUAUUGACUGUCGACAGAAUUACUAAGUAUAGGAAGUAUUUUACUUUUUUCAUUUCAUUCAUACUGUGUGUGUGUGUGUGUGUGUGUGUAUGUAUGUGUCUGUAUAUAUAUAUUUUUUGUUUUGUUUUGUUUUUUGAGAUGGAGUCUUGUUCUGUCACCCAGGCUGGAGUGCAGUGACGUAAUCUUGGCUCACUGCAACCUCUACCUCCCGGGUUCAAGAAAUUCUCCAGCCUCAGCCUCCCAAGUAGCUGAGACUACUGGCUUGCCCCACCAUGACCAGGAAAUUUUUUUUGUUUUUAGUAGAGAUGGGGUUUCACCAUCUUGGCCAAGCUGGUCUCGAAUCCCUGACCUCAAGUGAUCCGCCUGCCUCAGCCUUCCGAAGUGCUGGGAUUACAGGUGUGAGCCACUGUGUCCAGCCCAUACUGUAUAUAUUUUUAAAGUCUGUUCUAAUAUAUAUAAAAACUGUAAAAAAUAAGUAUUUUUAUAUAGCUCUCAUGGAUUUUAUUAAAAUGAAUUUGGCUCAAAAAUACCAUGUUACAAACUGUUGGGUACACUUGCCUAACAUGAACUGGCAGUGUUACCUUGUUUUUGUAGUCAUAGUCUACAGAUUGCAGGUCUCAUCAGUUCCAUCCAAAGUUUAAAAGCAUUUAAAAUUACAAAAUCUUUAAAAUCAAUUUGGUGGUGAUUCCAAAUUGGUACCAAGCAAACUUUCUGGAUGCCCAACAUGAUUUUCAUUAACCAGCCUUUAGAGUAUUUGUUUAAUAAGUUCACCACAUUUUGAACAUGGUAGUUUUAGAUUGCCAUAAUAUUCAGACUUACAUUAUUACCUCCUGCUAAGUAAAAUCUAAGUUCUGUAUAUGCACAGAAUUUAAGACUAAAUAUAAUGAUUCAUGUUUAGCGCACAUCGAAGUAUUGGUUGAGUACUUAUGUAUUAAUACAGUGUGUAUUCACAUUUAAUUGGUCAGGGUUAGUCUGUUUCUAUUUUAAUAAUUUAAAAAAUUAUACAGGUAAAUUUUUGGAUAUUAGAUGUUAGUUACAGUAGUAACACGUUUUUAGGUAUCUAAACACAAUUUUCAAGAUUCCUAACAAAAGUUAUAAAAAUGUAAACAAGAGUUGUAAAAACGGACAAAGCAGUCAAGUAUAUUUUCAAAGCACAAUUUUAUUAGACAGGCAUAAUUUAUAUUUUGCUUUUCUAGUGUGUUUGAAAAUGUUUAUUAGAGAUUGGGCUAUGUCAUUCAUAAUUUUUAAUUCACAAAAAAGUAAUCAUAAAUGAGAAGGUGGACCUGUGUCCUAGGAUUAUAUCACAUAUACAGAUAAUGCCAUUUCCUCGUGUGUGUGAUGUGUAUUUUGAUGACCUCCACAGGCCUUACUGUAUCAAGCUUUUAUAAUGAUGACUCCUUCAUUAUUUAAAUUCCUAUACUUUUAAUUUGUUAUCACACAACUACUUUGUUCAAUGUGAAAAUGUGCUAACUCAUGGUAGAAGAGUGCCAAUUGAUAGUUCUUUUAAAAAUUAAGAAUAUGGGCUGGGCACAGUGGCUCAUGCCCGUAAUCCCAGCACUUUGGAAGGCUGAGGUGGGCAGAUCACAAGGUCACAAGUUCGAGACCAGCCUGACCAACGUGAAGAAACCCCAUCUCUACUAAAAAAUAUAAAAAUUAGCUGGGCAUGGUAGCGUGCACCUGUAAUCCCAGCUACUCAGGAGGCUGAGGCAGGAGAAUCACUUGAUCUUGGGAGGUGGAGGUUGCAGUGAGCUGAAAUCACACCACUGCACUCCAGCCUGGGCAACAGAGCGAGACUCCAUCUCAGGAAAAAAAAAAAAAAAUUAAGAAUAUUGUAUUUGGGAAGAAAAGUUUGAAAUGUAACCGAUGGAUGUUUUGACACAGUAAUAGUAUAUUAUCAAUUCUUCAAUAAGUGAUUUUAGAAAUGUAGGCAGGCUGCUUUUAUGGUAGAUUAUAUAAUUUAGAGAUGCAAAACUUAAAUGUUUACAUCAAUUUAUACUGAAUGUCACAUAAUUUCAUAGAAGGAAAGGGAGUUUGAUAUUUAGAUUCUAAGGAGAUAUAAUCUGAAAGGAAACUAAUUGUGUUCUCUACAAUUAGUUACUGUAAUACUGAUUAUCCUUACAUAUCAAAUUAUUGAACUUUUAAAAUGUCAUUGUAUAGUCAUUAAACUGAGGUAGGUUUUUUUCUUAAGGGUUUAGCAUCACUCAUGUAAUUUACACAUUCACUAUUAUAAUAUUUAACUACUAUGGGUGUAUGCUUUACAUAAAAAAGGCUUAUAAAAGUUAUUUAUGCUAUAUUGAAAGUCAUCUUAAGAAUCUCCAGGUAUUUAAAGUAGUUACAGGAGCAGAAAACAAGCACUUUUAUCAAAAUCUGGUCCUAUGUGCCUUGCUUUACCAAAUACCUGAUUCUUCUGGAGGGUGUUCCUGUACUUCACAACUUUGGACAUAUGAGCAAAAUUAGGAUGUUUAGAAAUAAAUACACUUCUAUUUUUUUGGUUGUUUCAACAUUUGCUCUUUAAAUUCAGUAACAAUUAAAAUAAUUAUAUUACAAAAGCAUAAAGAUUUGUGAACAGUACUUACUUAACUAAUUGUGGUACCAUUGCUCCAUCAUUGGGCUUUUUGAAACUUUAACAAUUGUAUAAAACUGUCAGUUUGUUGUUUCAUUUGUUAUUACAAAAUAUAAUUUACUGUAAUUUAAAAACUUUUAGAAAUAAUUUGGAUCCUGACUGUCUAUAUCUGUAUUUCCUUUGUUUAGAAAGGUUCUUUUGGGUUUGAGAAUGUAAUUUGUAUAUUUAAAUUUUUUAUGGACAUUAUUCAAAGGAAUGUAUAAAGUGAUCUUUUGUUAAACAGCUUUUUAAAUAAAUUUCUCUUGUCAUUU